This is a messenger RNA of Papilio machaon (common yellow swallowtail), 2190 nucleotides long. Its product is annotated as tropomyosin-1, isoforms 33/34-like. The record is from RefSeq and is a predicted model, not a curated record. Gene Ontology annotation, molecular function: zinc ion binding; nucleic acid binding. The coding region runs from base 1 to 2190 and encodes 729 amino acids. The transcript has 2 exons. Lineage: Eukaryota; Metazoa; Arthropoda; Insecta; Lepidoptera; Papilionidae.
AUGGCAAGCUCUAAAAAGAUAUUACCCCAGGAGGGUACCGCUGGUUACACCAGCGGAGAAUCCCUCCCAGAGGUCACUCUGACCUCUGGCCGGCCCUCGUAUUCUGGGGGGGCCAAAGACUGCCAACCAAUGACCUCGGCGCUAACAAUGGACAAUGAUGCAAGUGAUAUGGAUUCGACGGCUGGAAGAGUAGGGGAUGACAGGGAGAGCGACUUGGAGCUAGUCUCAAUGUCGGAAACCUCUGACUCGGACAGCACACUGGAGGGCUUCCCUGACGGAAGGAAGGCGAGCACGAGCACGGCGCGGAAGAAAAACAGCAGUUCCGCGGCCCCUAAAAUUGCUCUCAAGUCCCCAAUUGGGACAGAGAGCAAGGGGAAGAAGAGGGCGCUAAAAGAAGCGGAAGUAGCGGGCCCGGUCAUAAAAGUGUCGACAGCGACAAGAGGCCGUACCAGACGACCGGGGGCCCAAAGCAGUUUUCUGCAAGAGGCGAAAGCCUAUUUAGCGGAGGGGGAGGAGAGUGGAGCAGUUGACUCGGACCCCCCCUACCGGCCUCCAUGCCUGCCCAGGGACUUGUCGGAGCCCAGGGCUGCGCAACCGGAGGCUGCCACCAUAGAGGCACUGGCUGCGAAAGCCCUCCUGAAUGUUUCCGCAAUUCAGGGGGAGGUUAAGAAGAGCGGAAACAUAAAGGGAACAGUGCGAGGCCAGAUUAACAGGGCCACCCAACAGGUGAUUGAAGCGGUGGAGGAGCUGCGAGCGAUCACCCCCGAGGAGGAGCAACGCCGGCUCCGCGCGGAGAAUGCCAGACUAGCUAGAGAGCUGGAGCUGAUCCGCGCGGAGCUGCGUGCUUUCAAAGAAGCAUACGCGGAGUCGCAAAAGCGGUCAGAAGCGACUCCGAGGGAGGCUCCUCAAGCCCAGGAGGGGGUGGAGACAAUUCUCAGGGGCGCUCUCGAAGAGAUGAGGCGCGAACUCUUAGAGUCAGUAGGCGGGAUGGUGAACGCCCGCCUGCAAGACUUGGAGACACGCCUCCCCCCUGAGCCGGUGGUCAGACCACCGCUCCAAGCGGACAAUCAUCAUCCGCCGCCGCCGCGCCCUGUAACCAGGCCCAACCUGGCGACCAGUGCCUCAAAAAUUGUGGAGACACGACCGGCCCAGGCCCCUGCGGCCAAAGCCAGACCGGUCCCCAAGAAGAAGAUCGCCUCUAAAGCCAGACCGGCCGCCCCUCCCCCCCCUCCACCUGCUGGCGGAGAGGGGAGCGCAGGGAAGGCUGCAAAGGCCAAAGCCGGAACCGCCAAUCCCGCCCCUCAAACACCCGGGGGCGAUGAGACACCGUGGUCCCAAGUGGUCGGCCGGAAGGCCCGUAAAAAGAAGAAGAAGGCUCCGGCCGGGACCCCACCCGCUGCACCAGUUCACCCUGGACAGGUCUCUGAGGCCAAAUACGUCGACGUCUUGGCCAAGGCCAAGGCAGCGAUCUGCCUCAGAGACCUAGGCUUGGAGACGGUGAAAGUCAGAACUAGUAUGACCGGCUCCAAGCUAAUGGAGGUAGGGGGGACCACCCCAGAAGAGACGGCCGACCGCCUGGCUGCCGAAUUGGUCAAAGUCAUCGGCGGCUGGGCGGACAUCGCGCGUCCGUCCAAACUCGCAGACCUCCGGGUCUCCGGUUUGGACGAGACGACGACGCGCGAAGAGGUGGCAGCCAAACUGGCGUCAACCGGCGGCUGCCACCCCGAUAUGGUCAAAGUGGGCCUAAUCAGGCCCAGCUUCUGGGGUGGGGGUUCCACUCUGGUGCGGUGUCCGGCAGCGGCGGCGAAGGCCCUCGCACAGAUAGGGAAGGUGGCCAUUGGAUGGUGCAUGGCCACCGUCACCGCGGUGAGGGCCCGGCCGCUACGCUGCUUCAAAUGUAUGCAGCUGGGCCACACCCGGGCCCUAUGCCCAUCGGAGGCAGAGGAUGGUCGCCUCUGCUUCCGAUGCGGCCAGGAGGGCCAUAAGAGGGCUGCGUGCGAGGCGCCUGUCAACUGCGCCGUGUGCAAUAGGACAGGCUGCCCGCACGCACAUAUAAUGGGGGGAGCAAAAUGCACCCCCCCCACUGUGAGGGGGAAGGCCCGCAUCAUCGGCCCUCCCCCUGCGCCACAAGCGCAAUCGCCGCCCAGGCUGCAGCCGCAGCCUGAAGAGGAACGCAUGCAGGUGUCAUAA